AUGACAUCCCAGCUUUCACGCUCGUCAUCCUCUCCAUCAGGACAAGAGAAAUCCCUGCGUAUGCGAGGACGUCAUGGUGGCUCCAAGAUACUAAGAACCGACUCUGCAGCGGUCAAAUCAAAUCAACGUCGUCAAAGCCCGCCAGAAGCUGGGCAGCCGACAUGGUGGGAUGCGGUGGAUACAGAUGCGGAGGCGUGGGGCAAGCCAAUCCAGGAAGACCCACCUGUGACGAUAGAGGAGAUGAAGCUCCGGGAAAGUCAGAUCCACGUUGAUCUGGUGCGAGAUAUGGUCCCGUUCUGGAUUAGGAGCGUGGAGGCUGCAGAGAGGGGAGAGGUGCUGAGGCUUGAGGAAUUUCUGGAAGAAAUGGCGCAGAGGCAGGCGUCGUGGUCGCUUGGAGAUUCGGGACGGCGGUGCGAAGAGUCGAGUACUAGGGGAUGGAGUAAUUGCGAUGGAUGGGGUGAAGGGCCCGGGGUCGCAUGGGGAGGGGAGAGUCGGAAAGAAAGUGAUUGGAAAUGGGUGGAUGAGAAAGGAGGCAAUCAAAGGGGAAAGCGGAAUGAUGGAUUCCAGUUUGUUGAAAAGGUGGCGAAUUCACAGGCAGCUGGUCAAGAACGCAAGCAACAAAUGCACACUUUCUUUGAGAUGCCGACAGAUGAGAAAGUGAGGAAAAUUGACGAAGUAAUUCAGCGAUUGCGUUCCACAUGUAAUAAAAUAUAA
Messenger RNA from Laccaria bicolor S238N-H82, 714 nucleotides. RefSeq lists its product as uncharacterized. The coding region runs from base 1 to 714 and encodes 237 amino acids. Lineage: Eukaryota; Fungi; Basidiomycota; Agaricomycetes; Agaricales; Hydnangiaceae. The record is from RefSeq and is a predicted model, not a curated record. The transcript is spliced from 3 exons.